This is a messenger RNA of Choloepus didactylus (southern two-toed sloth), 363 nucleotides long. Its product is annotated as 39S ribosomal protein L13, mitochondrial-like. Gene Ontology annotation, molecular function: mRNA binding; structural constituent of ribosome. Gene Ontology annotation, biological process: negative regulation of translation; translation. The coding region runs from base 1 to 363 and encodes 120 amino acids. Gene Ontology annotation, cellular component: ribosome; mitochondrial large ribosomal subunit. The record is from RefSeq and is a predicted model, not a curated record. Lineage: Eukaryota; Metazoa; Chordata; Mammalia; Pilosa; Megalonychidae. The transcript has a single exon.
AUGAAGCCCCUUGGCAAACUCACUGCUAUGGCAUCAAUAAAACUUCAAGGGUUGCACAAGCCUAUGUACCAUCAACUGAGUGAUUGUGGGGAUCAUGUUGUCAUAAUGAACACAAGACACAUUGAAUUUUCUGGAAACAAAUGGAAACAAAAUGCACACCCCUCACAUCCUGGCUACCCAGGUGGAUUGAAACAAGUAACAGCUACUCAACUUCCCCUGAAGGAUCCAGUGGCAAUUGUAAAACUAGCUGUUUAUGGUAUGUUCCCAAAAAAAACUCUGAUGCAAAGAUUGCAUCUUUUUCCAGAUGAAGUUGUUCCAGAAAAUAUUCUUAAGAAUGUAGUGGAAGAGCUUCCUCAACCAUGA